Molecule: messenger RNA, 1695 nt
Organism: Olea europaea var. sylvestris
Lineage: Eukaryota; Viridiplantae; Streptophyta; Magnoliopsida; Lamiales; Oleaceae
Product: probable acyl-activating enzyme 1, peroxisomal
Exons: 2
Coding region: 1-1695 (564 amino acids)
Source: RefSeq, a predicted model, not a curated record
AUGCUGAUGAACGGUUUUCAGAUGAAUCCCUACCGUCUCAUGUACCAUGCAGUGAUUGUCGAGAAGCUUCAAAAUAUUGAGAAAUUACAGUCGGUAAAUCUCUGGGAAGAUCAUAAGCUAAAAACCUUGCUCAUUUAUAUUCAAGUUACAGUUGAUCAAUCUCUUGGAACAUGCUUCCCGUGGCCCUUACAAUGCAUAGCAUACUUUAUUUCAACUAAAGCCAUUGCUUUGUAUGAUCAGGUUGUAGCAGUGGCGCCGAACAUUCCAGCAUUGUACGAGCUGCAUUUUGGCGCUCCAAUGGCUGGGGCCAUCCAUUGCGCGCUUAACACAGGGCUGAAUGCAACUACAUUAGCACUGAAACUAGACCAGUUGCAACCCAAAGUUGUUUUUGUGGACUAUCAAUACAUUGAGGUUGUUCAGCAAGCUAUCAGUAUGCUGUCUGAAAUAAAAAGCAAGCCACUUCUCCUGGUCUUGAUCCAGGAAAGCAAUAUGGAACCAACAUUAUCAGUUAAUAUAAAGGAACCAGAUGUAGAAAUUUGCUCGGAAUAUGAAACGCUAAUUGAAAUGGGAAAAGCUGACUUCAAGAUUCUACAUCCAAAGGAUGAGCGCGAUCCAAUCUCAAUAAAUUACACUUCUGGUUCAACAGGAAAUCCUAAAGGAGUUGUAUACAGUCACAGGGCUGUCUAUCUGAAUUCAUUAGCUAUAAUUUUUCGCAGCGAGAUGAGGCAAAUGCCUGUGUUUUUAUGGACAGUUGACAUGUUUCGUUGCAACGGAUGGUGCUUCCCUUGGGUAAUGGCUGCUCUUGGUGGCACGAAUAUUUGUCUCAGAAAUAUUAGUGGAAAAGACAUUUUCGAUGCUGUAUUCCAUCACAAUGUCACACAUUUCUAUGGGGCGCCCGGAAUCUUAAAUAAGAUUGCGGAAACACCAGCCACUGAUCAGCGUCCUUUAAGUCGCAAGGUGAAUGUAACAGUUGCAGGAACACUACCACCUCUUGAAAUUCUACAAGGACUUGAAGCUUUGGGUUUUGUUAUCACACAUGGAUAUGGAAUGAGUGAAGCUCUUGGUCCAGUGAUGCUGAAAAUCUUGAAUCAGAAUAAUUCGACUGAUUUAGACGAUGAGGAAAAUAUAAAAGCUCGUCAAGGCAUUCACAGCUUGUUGAUGGAAUGUGUUGAUGUGAAAGAUCCCAUUACAAUGAAAAGUGUGCCACUUGAUGGAAAGACAAUAGGAGAGGUGAUGUUCAGAAGCAAUACUAUGAUGUUGGGGUACAUGAAAAAUUCACAAGCAACACAAGAAGCCUUUAAGGGAGGGUGGUAUAGGACUAGGGAUGUUGGGGUGAGAUAUCCCAAUGGUUGCAUAGAAAUGAAGGAUCGUUGGGACGACAUGAUCAUAUGUGGAGGCGAGAACGUUAGUACACUUGAGAUUGAAGCUAUCUUAGUUAAGCAUCCAAAGAUUUUGGAGGCUGCUGUUGUUGGAAAACCCCAUCAUAUUCUUGGAGAGACACCUUGUGCUUUUGUGAAGCUAAAGCUGGAAACUUAUGUGAGUUUUGAAGAGAUUAUCAAGUUUUGCCAAAGUAAUUUGCCUCAUUAUAUGGUUCCUCAUUAUGUAAUUUUUGGGGAUUUGCCUGUAAACUCAACUGGAAAAAUUCAAAAAUUUGUUCUCAAAGGCCGAGCCAAGGAUGUUGGCAGCCUGUUGUAA